ACAAAGUCCCAAUUUUGUUUCGGACCUUCCAACCUUUUUCUCUUUCGUUUGCCCAAACAACAAACCAGAAAAACAAAACCAUCAAAAGAUCAAAAACCAAUCAAAAGAAGAAAAAUUUCCCAAAUCUUACAAUCUUAUUACAAUGAUGGCAGCAGCUAAAGCCAACCCAAAUUCCCUUUUCCUUUCAUCUUCAUCAACCCCUUACUCUUCUUUCCCACCACUUCACCGGAUUUCUUUAAAUAAGCUUCCUUUUUUGCCCCGUUCUCAAUGUUCAAACCUUAUUUCUGCUUGUUCCAAAAAACCCAUUUCGGGUUCUGUGAAUUUGGAUCCGAGUAUCACUAGUUUCGGGUCCGGGUCAACAAAGGUUGAUUCUUUGGAUGAAAGUGCUGAAGUUUCGUCUUCUCCUUCUAAUGCCAUUGAUUUUCUCACUUUGUGUCAUAGUCUUAAGACCCAAAAGCGGAAGGGAUGGGUAAAUCAUGGGAUAAAAGGUCCUGAGUCUAUUGCUGAUCAUAUGUACCUAAUGUCCGUGAUGGCUUUGAUCGCUAGUGACCUUCCCGAUGUUAACAGAGAAAGGUGCAUUAAGAUGGCCAUUGUUCAUGACAUUGCUGAAGCAAUUGUUGGAGAUAUAACUCCAUCUGAUGGUGUGCCUAAGGCUGAGAAAAGCAGACGUGAGCAAGCUGCCUUGAAUGAAAUGUGCAAAAUUCUUGGUGGAGGGAUGAGAGCUGAAGAGAUUAAAGAACUGUGGCAAGAGUAUGAAAAUAAUGCUUCAUUAGAGGCCAAUCUUGUAAAAGAUUUUGACAAGGUUGAAAUGAUUCUGCAGGCAUUGGAAUAUGAAUCAGAACACGGAAAGGUGCUGGACGAGUUUUUCCUUUCAACUGCAGGAAAAUUUCAAACAGAAAUAGGAAAAAGCUGGGCUGCUGAAAUCCAUUCCCGGAGAAACUCCAGAUUGGAAAAGAGACUCAACUAAUCCUUAUUGAUAUUUUGCAUUUAUACAAUCUUAGCGCCUUCCUUCUUCAAAUAACUGAGAGAUAGCCUAAUGUGUUAAUGUAAUCGGAGAGUAAAAGUGUACUCGCUUCUUGUUCAGCUAAGCUCCGAUUAAGCUGAACGUUUGAAGUAAAAUUAAGGUAGGAGAUGCUGUACUAGGGAUAUACUUACCUGUUGCAUGCACUGGGAACUAUUUUUCGAAAAAUUCAGCAGUUUUUGCUAUGAUCGAUUAUACUGUUCUAUGUAGAGUAAUAUGUGAAUUUUACAACA
Molecule: messenger RNA, 1254 nt
Organism: Nicotiana tabacum (common tobacco)
Lineage: Eukaryota; Viridiplantae; Streptophyta; Magnoliopsida; Solanales; Solanaceae
Cellular component (GO): cytoplasm
Molecular function (GO): 5'-deoxynucleotidase activity
Source: RefSeq, a predicted model, not a curated record